CGGCGAAAAGCGAGGAGCUUGACCGAGAAGCAUCAACUCCAUCCAGAAGAAGUGGAGUUACGUGCUAAAAAAAAAGUAAUUAUAAAGCCUAAGUUUAGUCCAAUUAGGAGGUAAAACACGCACAAGAUGCUGGACCUAUACAGACGCACGGUGGCGCGGUUUCCUCUGGGCAGUGUCAGCUAUAUGUUCGCCUACGGAUCCGGCGUCAAACAGCAGGAAGGCUAUGGAAAAGUCGGCAAUGGAAACAACCUGCGUCCUCCGCCGGGAACCGUUGUGGAUCUGGUCUUUUGCGUUCGUGAUGCUAGGGGCUUCCAUGCGGAGAACCUGCACCGUCAUCCGGACCACUAUUCCGCCCUUAGGCACCUGGGACCGAACUUUGUGGCCAAGUAUCAGGAGCGUUUGGGUGCGGGUGUCUAUUGCAACACGUUGGUGCCUCUGCCAGAUGUGGGCAUUACCAUAAAGUACGGCGUGGUGUCGCAGGAGGAGCUGCUGGAGGAUCUGCUUGACUGGCGGCAUCUUUACUUGGCAGGAAGGCUGCACAAACCAGUGACGAAUCUGGUCAAUCCUUCUGAUAAUCCUCCCCUCAAGGCUGCGCUGGAGAGGAAUCUUGUAUCCGCGCUGCAAGUGGCUCUGCUACUUUUACCAGAGAAGUUCACUGCCUACGGACUUUUCCACACCAUCGCCGGACUGAGUUACAAGGGCGAUUUCCGUAUGAUUUUCGGGGAAAACAAACAGAAAGUGCACAACAUAGUUAGUCCGCAAAUCAAUGACUUCUUCGCCCUAUACCAACCCUCCCUGGGACAACUUUCCGACUAUGUGGCGGUAAACAUGAAGGGCCAGGAACCAGGGAGCCGGAAACCAGCCAUAAUCUUCGAGCAGGACAAAUCCUCAUCGGCUACAUGCCAACACCUGCGACAGUUGCCCCGAGAGCUUCAGAAGCGAUUGCAGCGAAAUGCCGCCUGUCGUGGCGACUACACCCAGGUGGUGAAUCACCUAUCCAUGGCCUCCCAGCUUCCGGAGGUGCUGCAGGCAUCCGUCAACGACAUUGUGUGGCGCAGCAGUGUCACGCAAUCGAUCAAAAAUAUUCCCAGUGCUGGCAUUCUCAAGUCAUUGGCGUAUAGCUAUCGCAAGGCUCAAAAGACAUUCGCUGUUUAGGUUUAUUUUUCGGGUUAAUCCCCUGGCUGCCAAUCAUUCUACCGACUAAGUUGUCCCAUCCAGCUGCAUUUUGUUAAAUACUUUUAAGCUUUAAAGUUGUUAACUGCAAUAUAAUGUUUAGCCCAAUCC
Molecule: messenger RNA, 1284 nt
Organism: Drosophila melanogaster (fruit fly)
Lineage: Eukaryota; Metazoa; Arthropoda; Insecta; Diptera; Drosophilidae
Exons: 1
Coding region: 127-1155 (342 amino acids)
Biological process (GO): CDP-diacylglycerol biosynthetic process; cardiolipin biosynthetic process
Cellular component (GO): mitochondrial inner membrane
Molecular function (GO): phosphatidate cytidylyltransferase activity
Source: RefSeq, marked reviewed